UGUGACGAAUACGGUGUCAGCGACCUGAGGAAGUUAUGGCUGCUCGGUUUGUCUUCGGAGUACCCCGGGGCUGGAACAGCUUGUGGGGAUGCUCGCUACGGGGUCCCGCCGCCCCUCGUAGUCUCUCUUUGCGGGGAUAUGCUAAGAAGCCAGUCAUAAAAGGAGGCAAAGGCAAAGCGUUACCUGCACAGGCCCUGAAGGACCCCGAUGUAUGCAAGGACCCCGUCCUGCUUACCACACAUGCCAUGGGGGUCAACAUCUACAAAGAGGGCCCUGAAGUGGCCCUGAAGCCUGAUUCAGAGUAUCCUGAUUGGCUCUUUGAGAUGAACCUGGGCCCCCCCAAGACACUGGAGGAGCUGGACCCUGAAAGCCGGGAGUACUGGCGGCUCCUGCGGAAACAAAACAUCUGGAGGCACAACAGGUUGCACAAGAACAAGAAACUGUGAUGGAAGACAGGGAGGGCAGUAGCAUCCCUCUUCUCAGACAUGCUGUGAUGGGAGAUCCCCUAGGGACUCCCUCCUGGGCCCUCAUACCAAGAUAGGACUUUGGACGACUGGGGAAGAGGCCACAGAGAAAAGGGUUUUCUCCCAAGAACAUUGUAUUUUUUCUAGAGGGGGGAAGCAAGACGUGGAAGAGAUAGUUCCUUUCCUUCUGUUCUUGGACCAUGAUUCUUCAAUCCCAUCUCUUAUCUUACCUUCUGAGGUUCCCAGCAACCCCUUGUACUACAAGGCUGGCUGGCAGGACCUGGGCCCAAGACAGGGGAAUAAAGCCCUCCCAGGAGUUUCUUUGGGAGCAGAAUGA
Dromiciops gliroides (monito del monte) is the source of this 801-nucleotide messenger RNA. RefSeq names its product mitochondrial ribosomal protein L54 (gene MRPL54). The coding region runs from base 36 to 446 and encodes 136 amino acids. NCBI's taxonomy places the organism in Eukaryota, Metazoa, Chordata, Mammalia, Microbiotheria, Microbiotheriidae. The record is from RefSeq and is a predicted model, not a curated record. The transcript is spliced from 3 exons. Gene Ontology annotation, cellular component: mitochondrial large ribosomal subunit. Gene Ontology annotation, molecular function: structural constituent of ribosome.